AUGUUUUUAGAACGUCUUUCUGCCGAUGUCCAAACGAUCCUGGCAUCCGCUUCCGAUGAUCUAACGACUUCUAAGCUGGCGGAAAUAGCGGACAGGGUGAUUGAAGUGCAGCGCUUCCAGCCGCCCUGCAUUGCCCUAAUCUCUACAUUCUCUUCGUCAGUGAAUGAGCAGCUUGUGCAGCAGGUUUCAGCCUUGGCGACCGAGCUGGCCUCUCUGAAACUCUAG
Dibothriocephalus latus is the source of this 225-nucleotide messenger RNA. The record is from the annotation of a GenBank genome assembly. NCBI's taxonomy places the organism in Eukaryota, Metazoa, Platyhelminthes, Cestoda, Diphyllobothriidea, Diphyllobothriidae.